This is a messenger RNA of Lethenteron reissneri (Far Eastern brook lamprey), 7065 nucleotides long. Its product is annotated as alanine aminotransferase 1-like. Gene Ontology annotation, biological process: biosynthetic process. Gene Ontology annotation, molecular function: pyridoxal phosphate binding; transaminase activity. NCBI's taxonomy places the organism in Eukaryota, Metazoa, Chordata, Hyperoartia, Petromyzontiformes, Petromyzontidae. The record is from RefSeq and is a predicted model, not a curated record.
ACGUGUCAAUACAGUGCACUCAUUGUAUACUGGAUCGUAGCGACUCUUCACUGAACACUCUACCAUUUGUAUCGCUUACGCUACAUAUAUUUAUUGUAUUGUUUUAACCAUUGUAUCGAGUAUACACUAUUGUAUUUAUCACACGUUGUAUUGCCUUGUUGCGCGCUAUCGUAUUAACCACCCUAUGAAUUAUUUACACUGAAUAUAAUUACAGUAACAGUACCGUUAACGCACCGUUCGCUUGCCGAUAAUAUUUACAUCGUACGGUUGAUAUUCCUGUCUUGCGCGUGUGUGUGGUGGGUGUAUUUAAGAAUGCCGGACGUGACGGCGAGAUUAUUACACGGCUGCUUGAAUUGAACAAAGCCGCUGUUUUUCAUCUCCUGUGUCUCGUCUUGGCCAGAGGAAGGGGUAAGGGACAACUCAGAGACAGGAGGGAGGCUAUAGACUUUGCCUCGAGGCUGGGGAGAAGUCAGUGGGGUGAAGCGACAUUCACUGGACACCACGACCGUGUUACAUCAUCCAUCACGACUGGUCUCACGUCUUGAUUUGUCUUUUAUUUUCCGGGGGUUUGAGCCACCGGCAUCGCUCCGCCUCCCACGUCGCGUUGAUGCUGUUUAGUCCAUCACCACAGCGCCCAGUAUUGUCUUGGGCACAGCGUGUUCGUGACACACGACAUAUACCGGACACGGUCACACACUGCACGCAUCCAUUCAUUCACUCGCCACACGGCGCAAGCAACACUUUAUGUUGCUGUCAAUUCAUACUAUCGACUAUAGUUUAUCGGUAUAUUAUUGGUGGUUAUAAUCUACGCUGCUUUGCGCUUGUAUCCUAUAUGACACACACAGCUCUAACUGCAUAGACUCCACGUACACCACACACGUGUGUGUCAAUUGUAGACACACUACCACGCACACGUGUGUCAAUUGAAGACACACUACCACACACACGUGUGUCAAUUGUAGACACACUACCACACACACGUGUGUCAAUUAUAGACACACUACCACACACAGAAGACACACACACAUCGACACAACCGCGGUCACCAGCACACAACAGGAGGCACCAAAGUUCACACAACCACAGACAGAGACACACACAACCACCAUGGAUCUGGGAAGAUGUGGACUCCGGCUCCUGAUGGCGAGGCUCUGCACGACGCACGCCGCGAACGCGUCCCAGCCGCGGAGACCUCUCGCCUCCACGCAGAGCCCCGAACCGGGACUCGAACCCGGCAGGUCCGAGCGUUGGGGCGGCCUCACCCUCGACUCCAUGAACCCAAAUGUGCGCGCCGUGGAGUACGCGGUGAGGGGCCCCAUCGUGGUGCGCGCAGAGCAGGUGGAGAGGGAGCUCCUGCAGGGCAUGGAGAAGCCCUUCUCGGAGGUGAUCAAGGCCAAUAUUGGGGACGCGCACGCCAUGGGCCAACGGCCAAUCACCUUCCUGCGCCAGGUGCUGGCGCUGUGCGCCUGCCCUGAGCUGCUGGAGCGCGACGGCUUCCCCGAGGACGCCAAGCAGCGCGCGCAGCGCAUCCUGCAGAGCUGCGGCGGCGUCAGCAUCGGCUCGUACAGCGCCAGCCAGGGCAUCGCCUGCGUGCGGGAGGACGUGGCGCGCUUCCUGGAACGCCGCGAUGGCAUCGCCGCCAACGCAGACGACAUCUACCUGUGCACGGGCGCCAGCGAGGGUGUCGUGACGCUGCUCAAGCUGCUGGUGUCGAACGGCGGGCGCGUCCGGAGCGGCGUGCUCAUCCCCAUCCCGCAGUACCCGCUCUACUCGGCGGCGCUGUCCGAGCUGGGCGCCGAGCAGCUGGGCUACGAGCUGGACGAGGGGCGCGGCUGGGCGCUGGACGUGCGCGAACUGCGGCGCGUCCUGGUGCGGGCGCGUCGCAGCUGCGAGCCGCGGGCCUUGUGCGUCAUCAACCCCGGCAACCCCACGGGACAAGUGCAGGACCGGCAUAGCAUCGAAGAGGUGAUUGAGUUUGCUGCUGAAGAGGGUCUCUUCAUCAUCGCGGACGAGGUGUACCAGGACAACGUGUACGCCCCCGGCUGCCAGUUCCACUCCUUCAAGAAGGUCCUGCACGACAUGGGGCCCGAGUACGAGCAGACGGUGCAGCUUGCGUCGCUGCACUCCACCUCCAAGGGCUUCCUCGGCGAGUGCGGCCAGCGUGGAGGCUACAUGGAGGUGCUGAACCUGCCGGCGGGCGUGAAGGCCGAGCUCGUGAAGCUGGUGUCGGUGCGCCUGUGCCCGCCCGUGCUGGGCCAGGCCACCGUGGACGUGCUGGCGAACCCGCCGGAGCUCGGCGAGCCCUCCCACAGCCUCUACGUGCAGGAACGCGACUCGGUGCUGCGCUCGCUCGCGCGGAAGGCGCUGCUCACGGCUCAGCUGCUCAACGGCACGGAGGGGAUCGCGUGCAACCCCGUGCAGGGAGCCAUGUACGCCUUCCCGCGCGUGCACAUCCCCCCGCGAGCUGUGGCCGAGGCCCAGGCACGAGGCCUCCUCCCGGACAUGUUCUACUGCCUGCAGCUGCUGGAGGAGACUGGGAUCUGCGUGGUGCCGGGCAGCGGCUUUGGCCAGAAGGACGGCACCCACCACUUCCGCAUGACCAUCCUGCCGCCCGAGGAGAAGCUGAAGAUCCUCCUGACCAAGGUGACCGAGUUCCACGCGAGGUUCACCGAGUUCUACGCCUGAUCGCCGCCACCCACCCAGGGUCGUGACCCCCCCCCCCCACCCCCGCCUCCUCCCCCCCCCUCCCCCGUCACCCACCACACGGCGUGACGACGCUCUGCCCCGCCGCGACCCACCUCGUGGGAUCUCAUCGCUCCGACGUCGCGAACCCGACUCCGCGCCCUCCGUCUCGGCACAAAAGAAACUGGAUACUCCCGGGAUCUCUCGAAGACCGUCUUGCCGGACUGGGGACGAGCAAGGUGGUGGACCCCGUAACCUCCGGAAGUGCCGCUUUGACCGCGGCCUGCGCUUGCCUUCUGAAACGAACUCCUGGCCGUGUCGGCUGAACGGCCGCUGCGGUUGAGAUUGCCGGGCGAGCCGACGGAGCCGGCUUGCGUUGACUGCAUCGCCUCUUUGUGUAAUCGUGGUGUCCUGUGACGUGCGGUGUGUGGGGUCGGCUCGAUGGCUUACGCGUCGCACGCACACACGCACACCAACGCUGUCCGUGCGCUCGCUUGCUCGCACAAGGGGAAGCGAACCUAUCGCCAAUGAAUGUAGCGACAGCAACAACAACCACCACGUGCUGCUAAGCGGCGGUGAAGUCGCACGGCGCUCGUGCCAGCUGCGUUGCACCGGUUUCAAAGUCUUAUGUAGCACGUAGUCAAUUGCACACACAGAGACGCGCGCACGGACGCAGCCGGCCUCGCGCUGUCCCUCCCAACGAGCAAGUCCCACGUGGCAUCGCCACUUCUCUCUGUCCUGCCGUAGAAUCCCCCGCCAAACGCGGCUGUGUUGAUGUCAGGAGGCCUCUACCACACCCACCACCCCUUGACUAAAGUUCGGAAUAACAGAACCGGGUUGUGGGGUGCCCGGAACCGUGUGCGUGCACGAGGACGCGCGCCCCCCGCAGCACGGCGGCUCCUACGCGCGACGGCGCAUGCGUCGAUGCCCGCGUGCGUGCGACCGCAUAACGACGAUGCCGUUAACGCGCGUACGUGCAGUCGGGCGCACGUUCGGGCCCGCCCGCCCGCAUGACACGUGCGGACGCGGUCGACGUUCGCUCACCAGCGCGCGCGGGUUUCUCCCGCUCUUGUGAUUUCAGCAGCCAGAAUUCGCCGCUGCUCAAAGAAACGGCUGGAACGCAUCGUCGCCCGGGGGGUGAUUCGUCCCAUUCGGGGCAGUGGCGAAGUUGCCGCGUUUCCGUCGAAAAUCGGACAGGCCGAGCAACGUUCGGGCUAUACAGAUAAAUCGAGCCCUGUUGUGGACACGUGUUCGCUAGACGUAACGGGGGCCGGUCGAAAAGGUUUUGAGAAGGAGACGGGAACAGAGAAUCGCACAGAGCUAAUGGCGAGGCGUUUCGUGACGUCCCGUAUCGGUGUGUAGUAAGCUAAUGCUGUUGUUUGUAAUGGUUGAAAACACUGCAGAGCCGAAGUGCCAUGGUGAGAGCGUUUAGUUUACCAACCUGCUCUUUAGCUAGCCCUCUCAUAAUUAACACUUAACGAAGCUUAGUCACGUGCAUUGUAUUACAGAACUUAACUCGUAGCAUUGUAGCCGCUGCGGAAACCGUGCACGGAUCGGGUAGAAUUAUUUUUUUAAAGGGAUUUUUAUUUCUCGAGUGGAGAUGAUGGUUAUGGUGAUUUUUAACUUGACUGUCCCCACCCUGUGCGGUUAUUCUAAACCGAGUACUCAUUUUGGUGCAGUUUUGAGCCUCUAUGGUGGCAACCCCGGAGACAGUUUUGAAUAACCGGACUCUUGACUGUAGCUGCACAAAGACGUCUGGAUUUUAUUUUCCCCUUGUACCUCUUUUCCACUGUGCAACUGAGCCGCGCUGGGGCCACGCGGAGCCAGCCUGGCUCGGCUCAACGUUGUUUUUCCACCGCAGAUGCCGAGCAGUGCCACUCACACCGCGCACGCAAAGAACGAGUCAAGACGCAUUCAGGUGGAACGCGGUGACGCUGAGCUUAACCCUUUUCCAUUCCGAUGACGUACGUGUAUGUCAUAGAAACGGAAUCGGAAGAAAAAAAUGAAACUUUAUCGGUACCGAGGCUCCCACAAGGCCAUGCGGGGAGGACGUGUGGCCCAGUUUCGUGCCUGCUAUCGUAGGGUGUGGUCGUGUCGCUACGGUUCUCCGCAGUGAGUACUUUAAAAACAACGGCGCUGUGCCCCUCUUAAGUAAAAUGAACGCUGAGCCGCUUGUGUGUUCCAAGAAUCAGCGGUGAACGGGACCCACCCUGCAACUUGCAGUCUUCGCGGAACGGGAAAGGAGUUAAUUUGCACUGACAUCGCCCGCAAUGAAUGCAUCAUUGUCCCUAGCCCUGCUUAACCCCAAGCCAGAUUCAGAUGUCUGGUGAGGUGAGUGUAGGCAACACGGUUUAUAGCCAGUGGAAAACCAGAUGUGCCAGUGGAUCAGCGAGUAUUGGUGUCAGAAAACAAUUCCUGUUUUUGCAACGAUUACUUUAGCGUACGUUUUACGCUGAUGACGACAACGAACCUGUGCUUGCACGAGCGCGUGCCAGCGAGUCGCGCCAUAUAGCUGCAGACCGUUGUCUCUGUGGCCUUAUUCACGCGCAAGACUGUUAGGUCCGACUUGUUGUAUUCCCAUAAGAGGUUUUUGGGUUAGAUCGCGUAAAUAUAUAAAUGUGUCGUUAAAACCCGCCACCACCCGACACAGCCAACUAGUGAGGGUUGUCACGUAAACAGAACGUGGCCAAUUCGUCACUAGUACAGCAUCACCGGUGUGUUGGAGAGCCAGGCCACAACAUUUACUCAGUUUCUAAAUUUUGUGGCUUGGCUUUCCAUGUUCACUUUACGCGACGGGUGGUGGCGGGUUUCAACAACACAUUUUUACGCGAUCGAACCCAAAAACCUCUAUUAUGGAUGAUAUUGGUCGCGAAAGCCUCCGACGUGUUAAAACGUUUUAUUCCACGCGCCUCUGGAGCAGCGCACACACCGCGUGACAGCGCGGUGUUGAAAUUCUCGCGUCUCCAAUAUCCACGGCUCCUUGAUGGCAUGACGACACGGGCAUAUCCUGGCAUGACGACACGGGCAUAUCCUGGGAUGAUCUACAAAGGAGGCGACCUGACGAUCAACAUUUCCAAACCAUCCUAAUCACACAGACGAGGUGUAAAUGUUAAGGUAAUCCGUCUGUGGUAUUAGAAAGCACGGCGUAUUUAGGGAAUAAGUCAGUGGUUUUGCCACGUACACGGAAACUGAAUUCGCCAUCACAUUCCCAGCGUGGGCGAAGAACGCAGUUCGUCCGAGUAACCUCCGACACCACCGUGGUGUUUUUAUGAGCAUUUGACCCCCUAUCAGGGUGGGUGGACGAGUUACUUAUACCUCAAUUGCGUACGUGAUAUGGUUGACGCUAUUGCCAAGGCGAAAGAAACUUGACGGCGAGACUUUUGUCUGCGCUCCGCUUUGUGGUAAACGUCCGAAGUGGCAGAGCCCGCCCCCCUCCUGCGGACGUCGCGAGGGGAACGAACAGCUGCGGCCACCGAGGUCUGCCCUCUUUAGCACAGGGACAACAGUUUCCCCUACCGCUGCCUGCUUCCCCGCUGCUGAACAUCAAAUGCGAAGAAUCCUGACCACAUUUCGAUUUAAAGCUUUCGUGACUGCAGGGAUUCAUCUUCUUGGUUCUUUCGGUAAAGUCACGUAGAAGGGAAGUAAUAAAAUAAUAAAAGUAAAACAUAAUAAAAUAAUUCUCACGACGUUUCGGCCACAACGCAAGCAGCCGUCCUCAGGUGAAAACCAAGUCUGUCGGAAAGGCAACGCAAGCAGCCGUCCUCAGGUGAAGAACAGGUCUGUCAGAAAGGCAACGCAAGCAGCCGUCCUCAGGUGAAGAACAGGUCUGUAGAGGCGACAGCGUCUUAGAGUCGCUGUCGCCUCGACAGACCUGGUUUUCACCUGGGGACGGCUGCUUGCGUUGUGGCCGAAACGUCGUGCGAAUUAUUUUAUCAUGUUUUAUUUUUAUUAUUUUAUUACUUCCCUUCUACGUGACUUUACCGAAAGAACCAAGAAGAUGAAUCCUGAUCACGUUUGACAAAAGCGUACCGCGGUGGAAGCUGAUUAGAAGCACGCAACCCCCGUAGGCGUCGAGGCACGUGCGCGUUCACCGUAUCCAAAGUGCGAUCGCAUCAGACGUGACGCGCUGCGUUCGGCCCCCGCCAGUGCAAUGUCAGCACCCGUUGCUUCUUUUAGAACCGUGCUUAUAUUAGGUGUGCUUAUAUCCAGGCUUCUACUUUGUUGGCUAACAUUUUGAGCAACGACUCUUGCUCGUAAAGAGCAUUGUUGGUCUGGUUUCUUUGCUUGUUAUGAGGCGGCGGUUCAUGAUAAACGUAAUUUUUAUUAAUCUUGAUAAAAAAAAAACAUUUUUAAAUCCCUUUCUGUUGCUGAGGUGCCAUUGCC